This is a messenger RNA of Paramuricea clavata, 1424 nucleotides long. Lineage: Eukaryota; Metazoa; Cnidaria; Anthozoa; Malacalcyonacea; Plexauridae. The record is from the annotation of a GenBank genome assembly.
AUGAGUAUCCACAUCCGCGGAAACCAUGCACUGAUCGGGAAUAAGAGGAUUUUCAUCCUGGAGACUGAAGACGGAACAAUCUAUUUUGCAGCGAAGGAAUUGGCAACUGCACUCGGCUAUAAGAACACACGCGAUGCUAUUAUCAAGCAUACGGACGAAAGAUCCAGAACCACACUCGGGAAAAUAAAGGGGGUCGCAAAACGCGACUCCCUUGAUACACCCGGUGGUGAGCAACCCAACAGGGUGUUUGUUACAGAGUCUGGUGUGUAUGAACUUAUAUUUGGAUCCAGACUUCCCUCCGCCAGGGAAUUUAAAUGGUGGGUGGUGGACGAUGUUCUUCCAUCCAUUCGGAAAACCGGGAAAUAUAUGUUACCGGGAGUGAUGCCUGCUAUUGACAACGUAAAGGAUGAAGGAUUACGCCAGCUUCCAUGCUCUGAACAGCCGGAAGCACGAAGUAAACUUGUCCACAAAAGUAAUAUCGUAAAAGAUCUGAAAGCAGUUUUACGUGGGAAGAAAGGUGGGUUGGUUGCACAGGAAAAGAUCAGGCAGACCAAGAAAGAUCUGGAGAAAAAAGAAUUUCAAGGUAUGCGAUCAGGAAAAAGAGAUUACCGAACUUAAAGAUAAGGUAUUAUACCUGCUGGCUGAGAUAGAUGAACUCGAAGAUGAACUGGGUGAACGGGAUAGAAAGAUACGCGAACUCGAAGACGAAAAACUUGUAAAAGAAGAACGGUAAAAAAAAAAAAUUUAUUUCUUUCACUUAAGAAAUAAAAGAGAGAAUGUAUGAUACUAAAAAAGAAGUAGUCCAAGACUUGUACGAUGCUGUACUUUUAACAUCCGGAGUCGUUGGAAUUUCAUACGCUGCGAAAAUGAUUGCGGGUAAAAAUUUAGGUGCACCGUUGACGUUGGAAGGAGCGAUAAAAUUAGGAGUGGCCGUGGCAGGAAGUUCCGUUGCCAUUGCCUAUCUUAAAGACAAAGGUUACGUUCCAAAAACAAUCGGUAAAUAAACUAUGACAACAAAUUUAGUAGUCGGUGGAUUAUUUAAUGCAGUCGCUUUCGCAGGCGCAGGAUUUUUAUUUUCUCACUUGAAUCAAAACGGGUACAAAGAAGAAGUGAAAAGACAUAAUCGUGCGCUGGAAGAAUUAGCGACGGCCAAAGAAAAAUUUUACGAAUCCGAAGUGAAAAGACGGAAUGAAGAAUUACGACGACGACAAGAAAUCUUAGACGCGAAUCAUGAUAUCGAAGAGACGAAUAAAGCGUUAGAUGAAUUAAGAAAUUUUAGCAGACGACAGGAUUUAUCAGCAUUAGACCGUAAACCCAAAUUCGAAGAUUAUUAUCAACCGUCGGAUGAAAUGCAAAAAUAUUUAACGAUGACGGUUGGAAUUUUAGGCGUGGGCGGUGGUUAUGUACUGACGCGAAUUUUUUAA